This is a messenger RNA of Spirodela intermedia, 1105 nucleotides long. Lineage: Eukaryota; Viridiplantae; Streptophyta; Magnoliopsida; Alismatales; Araceae. The record is from the annotation of a GenBank genome assembly.
AUGGCGGAGGGGAGGGAGGAGCUCGUGCACUUGGUGAGGCUGGCGGAGAAGGCGGAGAGGUACGAGGAGAUGGUGGAGUUCAUGGAGAAGGUGGUGGCGGCGCUGCCGGAGGCGGAGGAGCUCACAGUAGAGGAGAGGAAUCUUCUCUCCGUGGCCUACAAGAACGUGAUCAGCUCCCUCAAGGCCUCGUGGAGGAACACCUUCAUCCGCGAGCAGAAUAUCAAGAGCCACGGCGAUGGGGACCGCGUGACCGCCAUCCGCGAGUACCGCGCCGAGCUCGAGUCCGAUCUCAACUCCCUUUGCGAGGGGAUCUUGCGGCUCCUGGACACACGCCUCAUCCCCUCCGCCACCGCCGACGACUCCAAGGUCUUCUUUUUCAGAAUGAAGGGCGACUAUCUCCGCUACCUUGCCGAAUUCAAGACCGGCGACCCCCGCAAGGACGCCGCCGAGAGCGCGCUCUCCGCCUUCAAGGCUGCUCAGGUCGGCUACACCGCCUCCUCGUUCUUCCUUCAUUCUCUGUCGUAAUCACGUCUGUCUGCUUGGGCCGCCUUCAUCCGCUGUCGCAAAGUUCAGUCUUCCUUUCGUGGAAUCUAUCACAUGCGGAUUUGAUUUGUUCUGAGAACAAGUGAAUCUCUGCGCUCUCGUUUACCAGGCUUUCCUUCCGAUUGAUUCCACCUUCUUUCAUCUAUCUUGAGUUCGUCACUGUCUUCUCUGACGAAUAUGCUUGGAACAUUCCCCAGGAUAUCGCGGAGGAGAAGCUACCCCCCAUGCACCCCAUCAGGCUUGGCCUGGCCCUCAAUGUCUCAGAUUUCUACUUCCAGAUCCUCAAAUCGCCCGAAAUAGCCUGCACACUCGCCGAGCAGGUGUGUGUGCGGGAUUAUCUCCCAUCUCUUCGUCGAACUGUGAUUAUCUAAAUGGGUAUCAUCAACAUCCUCGUGAUCCUCAGGCAUACGAAGGAGCCCUUGCGGAGCUAAUGGCGUGCGAGGGGGGACUAUCACACACGAAGGACAGCAUUCCCAUAAUGCUGCUCCUCCGCGACAAUUUGUCGCUGUGGACUGGCAAGCAGGUUCAGGAAUUUUCUUCUUCUUCUUCUUCUUCUUUUUGA